CACAACUAGAAAUAAGAGUAACUUUAGUUUCCAAUAUCAUUUUCCAUCUUGACUGGAAGACCGCCUCACUCAACAACGGAGUAGCUUAUUUUAACCCAACGUGUUCAAAGGAUUCACAAAUGCAGGAUAUAACUUUUUACAAUGAAAAACAUGUAUAACAUCUAUCCGAGGUAACUGGUAUGAAUGGAUAUGCUACUAGUAGCAGCCUCAGAGGACAAGGAACAUGUAUCAGCUCUAUCCAAGAUAACAUGUUUUGAAGAAAAGCUUAUAAGUGAUGGAUAUAGCUUCCGAUGAUAAAUAAUGUGUGUUAGAUCUAUCUGUGAUAAACCUCUUUAGAUGAAUAACUUAAGGUGAAGAAUGUCCCAAGAUAUUUGAAUUCUCAAGAUGAUAUCUUAUGAUAAGAAACAUAUUUAUGAAAAGGCGUGGGACACAUCCAAUUCUUGUUUCAUUGAUCGAAUCUGACUUAUCCGAAAAAUGAUGAAACAUGGAGCAUCGAUUUUGGAUGAAAUGGAGGAUAUAAUUUGAUGGUUUUCUAUGGAUUUCCAACGGCCAAAGAAUAACAUUAUGUUCAACAAAUGCUGAUAAAAAGCAUUGAUAAAGACAUCAAACAGCUUCAGAAAUACAACAUUUUGCACUAUUAGCGAUCCGUGGAAAACCGUGCUAAGUGAAAUGUUGUGGGGUUACCUUGGAGACCAAAGUUGUAUUUUCUUACAACACUAGGAUUAUAAUUACAACAUGUGAGACCAUGGGGUGUUUAAAUUUGAGAUUUGUAAACUUCAGUAUUAAUCCUCAAUAGAUUUCUUUGGUUUUCUGUCAGUUAAAAAACACAUUGAUUUGUGUUUUCAAAAGUGCUUUGAGUUUUUUGGUUUGAGUUGGUGUUUCAUUAUGCACCGUGAAAAGGAUCGCAGUAUGCCCACUAUGGAUAAGGAGGACCUUAUGCUUCGUCGAAGCAAGUUUGCGGAGAGCAAAAAUCAACAUCAUUCAGAGUUUUGCUUUACAAGCAUGAAUCAGCUGUAUAGGAUACUCUUUAACAGAAAACACAGUAGCGGUGAUUUACAUAGUCGAUUGAAAACUAGGAAGCUCCUAGGUGUGGGAGAGACAGAUGAUGGCGAUGUACACAGAUCUAAGCUUAGUCAAAUCCUUGGACAUAGUGAAAAUCUAUAUGUAAAGCUUCCUCGGGGACUUCGAAUAUGGCAGGUGCUGGUGGCUACCAUGUUUUCUGUGGUGUCGUUAUGGGCGUUGUCCUUCCCAAGCAAUCUGUUUAAUUUAACGUUUGAGACGCCUGAGGGUGGGAAUGCCAUACUACCAGUAAGACUUUAUGGAGCUGCUUUACUAAGCUUAUCAAUUGUAUUUUGGAGUACAGUGCAGUCAGUGGAUAGAGAUGUGAUUCGAUGGGCGCUUAUGGCCAGCAUUGUGUAUUUUGUUAUUCAGAUUGUAGUGACCAUCAUCACCAUGAUCGAGACCCACACAUGCAGUGCCAAAGCAUUCUCCGUAGAGCUAUGCCGUAUUCCACUUGGUUGUAUUAGUUACUACUUCUACUGGGCAAUUGGGCACAAGUCCUUUAAGGUGACCAAGACAGCCGGGAAUGAAAAGACAGGGGAAGGUGUAUCCCCAUCAGCUUCGCCAUCCCCUUCUGCUAGCAAGAGCAUGACUAUUCCCAACGUUGCCUCUGAAAUUAAGAAGAUCAACUAGUUUCUUCUGUGUUUGCAGUGUAGAACCUGCAGAGAUAACCCACAUGUGAUCCAGAUUUCACACCAAUGGGGACCUGCAUUACUUGUCAAUAGGAUGGCACUGAUGGUUGGAAAACUUAAGCGCUUCUACAGAGACAAACACAAAAGGCAAGGUUUACAUAUAGAAGUCAAGAUGUCACAUUUGCAUUUUUCAUGAUGUGACACAAAAGUGCCGGCUACAUAGCCAUUUAUUUGUGACUGUUUUAAACAUAACCCAUGAAACUAACAAGGGGACUUAUGUAAACCCUACCUCAGGUGACAGUUGCAAGCCAUAUGUUUAUUUCUUCUAGAUGUGAUUACUAAUAGAGGUCAGAGGUCUACACAGUAACAACUGUUUAAGGUGUUACUCUUGUAUGAUGAAAUUGCUUACAGUACAGUUCCAUCUUUUAGAUGAUAAGGUUUAACUCCGAUUCUUUCUUAUUACUUCUUCAUCCUCUUGUCUUUGUAAAGCUAUUGUACUGGAUGGUGCCUUUGAUUGCCUCUUUUUGUCUUAAUUUCAUUAAAUUGACUUCAUUUUGUUCAUUACAUUAUUUUCGUCACUAUAUUAGAAACAAACUAUGGAGUCGCUUAAAAAUUUUGAAAGUCAUCAAUUAUUCACAGUGAUUCACUUGCAUCUCUGGUCACUAUACAUGAAUGUUGGAGUAGAGCCAUUACAUCAUUGCAAUCAUCAUGAUCAUCAUUUUCAUCAUCACUUCUCUUCAUAUCAAAACCAGUUAUCCAUUCUUGCACCAUUUUCAAUAGUUUUAUCAGCCUAGUGAAUCAAUUUCCCAACUUUCCAAGAAUCAGGCAACCAUCCCAACCUUAAAUAACUUUCCAGCCUAAGCAAACUUAGUUGGAUGGCCUGCCUGAAUACACAUAUUCUCAACAAGUUGGGAAACUGGUUCUCUAUGUUGAGCAUUAGAGAGGUUCAGAAACACUGAGUAAGCAUUAAAAAGGGGCUCAAUAAAAACGUGAUCGUUGUAAGAGGCCCAAAGUUAUAAUACUACAAAUGUACUUUAUAAUACUCUUACUGGAAAAGCUUUAUUUUUGGUGUUACGGGGUCAGUGUCUUGCUAUAUUUGUUUUCUGUUCACAGCCAACACCAAUAUUUAACCAUAGUUGAAAAAAAGGUUUCUGAGAUGGAACACUGUGGAGAAUUUGAUAUUAAUUUUGAAGCGAGUGCUUCACAAACAAGAAGUCGUUGAGAUAAAACAUGUUUGAUUUUAUUUGAACUUUCAAAUGUUUCUGAAUUUUUCUAUAUAUCAUCAUGAAUGGACAUAUUUAGGAGUUGAGCAAUGCUCCUUAGUUCUGACCAUGCACUGUUAUGUCAGGAUUCCGAGCAGGAAGGGCCUGAAUGCACAUAAGAACAGAAAGUCCCUGAUGCAUGCUAGGGGCAUCUGCCAAUAUUUAAAACUUUUAAAAAUCUGGACGCUUGAGAUGCUAUUUCUACGCAUUUCAGCCAUGAAUAUCACUGACAAUAUAGAACAUGUCAUGAACUUAAUCUUUACUCUGAGUGAGCAGGGCGGAGUGUCCUGACCUCCUAGGACCCCCAGAACAAGCCCGUCCUAUACUUGAUGAACAAUGCUUCCUAAAUAUGACUGUUCUUUGCUUUACGUCCAUCUCAUGAUAGUGACCACAGACAGUCAAGGAUAAUAUAGAGCUGUCAUUCUUGACCAAAAAGUGUUCACACCUAAAACUACAUUUCAGAACAACAGGUUGAAAAGGCACUGUCUAAUUAUUUCCCUUUAAACCCCAUGGCUAUAGAUGCUAAUUUCACUUACUGUGAUAGGCAAUUAUCAAAAUCUGUUAUCUUGUAAUAUCACAUGCAACAUAAUGUGAUAUUAAUAAGAAUGACACAAAAAAACGAAUUGCUUUCAAAUUUUGCCAUUCUAAGCAAAAACACCAGAAUUCACUCGAAUGCUACAAAGGAGUCAAAAUGAUAUGAGGACAUUCUAUCUGAUAACAGCAUAUCUUCCUGGCAACGUUUUGACUUUGUGUUUUGUACGAGUUCUGUGUUUUUUCUUAGAUUUGCUGCAUAUCUGACUUGAGCUAAUCCCAUGAUAUAUAAUGCACUGAUGAUAGAGUAUGUUCAGUAUCGGCACCUUAGAAGAAGCAGGGGUUUGUUUUGUCUUCAGUAAUGUGUUAUGGGUCUCCUGUGAUGAUGACAAGCAUUUAUUGUACAUAUUCAUAAUUUUCAUGAUGUAUAGACCAUUGUUAUGAUGAUCUUGACUAUCAACAUAAUCCACUUUAAUCGACAUUUGAGCUUGUGCACAAGGACAUGAUUUCCAGAAGAAUUUAUUAUGAGAUAAAUUAUAAAAAAACAAUGUUGCGAUAAGAUUUUCAUUGCUUAGUAAUUAAUAACACGUCACUCAUUAUUGCAAUUUGUUCAAUCUUUCUCUAGCCUUGAGUCCGAAGGAAAUGGAAAAGGCCAGUUUUCCUCGAUCGUGGUGAUAGUCAAGGAGUACACAAGGAGAUUGUAGAAAAUUAAGCACUUGAAGUGUAUCACCAUGCACAAAGCACUGUCUAGUUCAUUUUUCAGUUGUGCAGUUUAUCUUAGGUGUUGGACUUGUGGCAUCGAAAUGUCAUGAUGAUGCACUGUAGACCACAAAUAACAGAUCUACAAAAUAAAAAAUCCUGAGAAUCUUCUAUAUUGGAAAAACUGAGGGAAAUUUUGUUGUCCGCCAUUUUGAUGAGAAUAGAUUUUACGGUAAACUGCAAUAAAAUGAACCUGACAGUGCUACCCUUCUCGUAUUCUUGUCGUGCAACCUUUUGAUACCCUUGUUCGCACUGCAUUGAUAGUUUCCCUUGGAGAAUGUGUUCUCUACUUAGCUGUGUAACAGUUGCUAAAAAUGCAAUUCUAACCUAAUGCCGAUACCCACACACACAAUCACAAGUUCAUCGUUUGUGAGCAAAUGUGGUGUAAAAUUAUGAACAGUUAUGUUGAGAUAGGUCUUUAUUGGUAAGAUGCAUUUUUGACAAACGUUGAAAGGCACACUGGAGAACAGAUUCCUCCGGGUUGAGUUUUCAUAUCGUUAUAUGCCUGUGGAUGUCAGAUACGUAUGCUUAGAAGUUUCAUACAGCCAUUUGUAAAAAUGUCACAUAUUGACAUUUGAUAACGUUAUGUCCCUCCUAUUUUAAACUCUUUUAAAUGAAUGCUGCCGAAGUCUGUCCCAAGCGCAAGAUGCCCACACAGACAAUUUUGAAGUUUUGUCAUCUUUGACAAGACCAUUCAUUAUCUUUGUGCCAUGGUAUCGUUGAUGAUUGAGUCGAUUCUGGAGGAGGGUCUCGGACAAAGAUCAGUUCUGAUCUUGGGUUAAGGGAUAUAGCUCUAUCAAAAUUCUGUCUGUGAGAGGAAAAAAUGUUACAGAUUUAGUUGAAACUCUAGGAGAGGAAGUAAGGUUUUCAGCCUGGGCAUUCUCCUAGACAUGGGAGCCUCUAGGAUCAAAAAGUUGUUCAGUUGAGAUUUGUCAUGUGUCUGUGGUGGCAUUCCUCUGUAAAAUAUAUAUAUAUCUAAUAAAGUAUACUAAGCACUCGCACCCACAUGUAGGUAACAUGGUGAGGAACAUGUACUACCUUUCAUUUAAUGUCUCCCUCAAUAAGGUAUUUCAUUAGAAGUGCUUCUCUCUUUUCCAGUUGUCGACCCAAAAUUCCCAUCUAGCUGUAAACCUUAUUUCCGGGUAGUAAAGUGAUAUGCUAUUCCAUGUCUUUUUCAGUGGUAGAGUACUUGUUUAAAAAUGGCACAUGCUUUUUUAUCCGCUGUCUAUGUGUCAACUUAGCUGGCAAAAUUGUAUGUGGUCAUUCCUGUGUGAUGGGGUCUGUGUUUAGAAUUGUAUUUGGUCAAAAUGAUUGAGGACUUACUCAGAAACUAGAUAGCUGGACUAGAUAGUCUUAUGAUUUUAAGAUAACGUAUGUAAUUACAAACUCUGUUGAUUUAAAGGCAAAAAACACGCCUUGUACAAGUAUGCACUGGAUCACUCGCAGCCGGUAUAGCCUGAUUGGUUAAUUUGUCACCGGUAUCAAGCUUAGCCAAUAGCGUGCUAACCAUCCAAUUAAUCUAUCUGUGCCUAAUAACAAGGAUAAUGUCGAUAUUUGCCACUCUGCACAAGUCUUGUUCAAGCUUAAAUUGUUCAGGUUAUGACUCAGAAAGGGACACCUGUUGAAACUUUUAUUUUCAAUAAAUCAUGUUAUACUCAGAUCAUUUUGUAGCAUAGACUUCUCUUACUUGGCUGACCACAUAUCUGCUUCGUACAUAUAUUGUCAGGUGAACCUUAAUGUUGGCCUGUCCUUCUGUGUAUGUAUACUAAAUAUGUAGAUGUUUCAUGUAGAUGCUGGGUACUGAACACAAACAGCAUAUUUGUAUUUGUUUAUAAGGACUGGCCAACAUUUUCUGAAUACUGUUCGGUAGUAAGCCAACCUCCUGAUCGAAACAAUCGAAUCUGCCCUUAAUUGAAUGUCCAACGCUUCAUAUUGAAUUUCAAUUCUAAGAUGUAUGGCUUAGGCAGAAAUCAUUGAAUGUAUGGCAAGUUUCAUUUAGGAGAAGGUUGUCCCUAUCGGGGAAAGCCUCCUCCAUUGAUAUCUUAAUAAGAGAUAGGCCUUAUGCCCAUUCUUUGAUGUGGGUUUACUACACGAUUUGAAAUACGGUUCAGUUGUUCUGUCCAUUAUAGAAAUAUAUGUCAGUUGUUGCAGUAUUGAUAGCAAGGACAUCAUAUAUACCAUAGCUUCAAUGUUUGUGAUACGUUUUCAUGUUAUAUCAAACUUGUACAUUUCACGUGUAUGUAUUCACGUUUUUAUCAUAAUAUAGUGAUAUCAUGUGUAUGUAAUAAUAUAUGUGUUCCCAUUUUCCUAAACUUGUUUUGGUAAUCCCGAAAUGAUUGUAAUGCACUCAUUAUACCUAAAUAGUAAAUAAUUAGUAAUAUAAAUAAAUGUGCCAAGUAUCAAACCGUUCUGUUUCUGCUUCGAAAAUGGCCUCCCUGGUAUUUAGGACAACACAUUUAUUCCUUUGGGUAGACGUCGUACUGCCGGUGAAGAAAUGUCAAUAUUCUUCAGAGUCCAGCUGUUGAGCUGCAAUAUUGCUUUUUAUUAUUUUAUAUAAGUAUAAAAAUCACGGAAAUUAAAAAAGGGUGUCCUAUCCUACGCUCUUCGCUCUGAUUAACAUUUUUGAUAAACAACUUUUAACUAGUGAGCGUUUAUUAGUGUGUAAUAAGACGCAAAUCCUUUGUUCUUACACAUUUUUGAUUGAAAAGUCCAUCCUCAUUGAGGUUGGUAGGUCAUCACUUUUGACAUUUAGUACGUGCAAUUGAUGGUGGAAAAAUAAAAAUAAUGUAUACUGCACGUAUUUCAAACAAGAUUUGGUUUGUUAGAGAUUUAAAUCAUUUAUGAAAGACAGAUAUUUCAUAUCAUGGUACGAAUCUCAACCUUACUGAUAAUUUCAUAUUUCAUCAUUUCAGUUGCUACAUGUAAGUUGCUACAUGCUACAUUUAAUUAAGUCGUAGUGAUGACUUUGACAUGAAUUGGGUAUUAUUACUGUAUUUUUCAAUUCAAACGAUGGUGUACAUGUAUAUGCAAGCAUCUAAAUCAUAUGUGGCCGGGUUUACAUAUAGUUACGUGUCACCGUUCUUUGAGAACAUAAUAUGUCGUUGUCACCGUUCUUUGAGAACAUAAUAUGUCGUGCAUAAACACGAACAUGAGGAAGUAUGUACUGUAUGAUCGUACAUGGUCGUGACAAGUAAUAAGGAGUUUUCAUAAAGCCCCCAAAACGUCAACGCCUAUCACCUUGUUCGGGAUCGAGAUAAGGAACUUGGACAAUGGGAUAGGCGUUCACGCGGGCGUUUUGGGGGCAUUGCGAAAACUCCCUAUUAUUUGGUACGCGAAACGAGAGAUGUGACAUCGUGAAUCCUAUAAAAGCCCAGGCUAAGAAGUCCUUCGCCCAUGUUAAUGUUAAUUAUUUUUGAUAUGCCAUGUUAUAUCAUUGCGCCAAACCUGUGUUGCACUGUGUCACCCCAUCAGAUUGUAUAUCACCAUGUGGAUAACGUAAUAAACAAAUAUAUUGACAAUUUCCCAUUAA
This is a messenger RNA of Lineus longissimus, 7772 nucleotides long. RefSeq names its product tumor protein p53-inducible protein 11-like. The transcript is spliced from 6 exons. The record is from RefSeq and is a predicted model, not a curated record. The coding region runs from base 886 to 1692 and encodes 268 amino acids. NCBI's taxonomy places the organism in Eukaryota, Metazoa, Nemertea, Pilidiophora, Heteronemertea, Lineidae.